CUUUGAAACAGUUGAGGAGUUGAGCAAAGAGGGUGUAAUUUUCGGAAUUGCUAAUUUUCGUUUCUAGAUUCGGAUUACCGUGUCAGAUUAUGGAUAUUUCCGAUAUCUGUGUUUUUCUCAAAGACAUAUUCCCUGAUACUUGUUCUUAUUUCGAGAAUGAUUUGUUAUUUGUUUGGAUAGCUUUAGUGUUGGAAUUGAGCUAUAAAACCACUAUUGGCUUGGAUGUUUCUUGGGAGAUGUUUGUUCUUAUGUCUCGGAAUAUAUUAGAUGACAGCAAUUGUGUUCUAUUUUUCACUAAAUUUACCAAAUGAAAUUAAUAGACUGUGUUAAGGAAUCUGGAAGUCCAUUAAAAGCAGACUGUCUUGUAAACAACAAAAUUGUGAGGUGCUGAAAUAGAAGUUAUACAGGAAACUACCAUUGAUGAAGAGCUUGCAAUCCUUUCAGUAAAACUGUUAAGCUUAUAACUGAAACAGUUACUGCUUCUGAUGAAGGUGUCAAAGAGCUAGUUGGUAUUGAAGCGAAUGUUGAAAAGGAGGGUAAAAUGGAGAAAGAGUUUGCUGAUUUGAAUAAAGAUAUCAGUGAUCUUGUUGAAAAGGAGAACAAAAUGGAAACAGAAGUUACUGAAAAAGUGGUGGUUGUUGAAAAUGUUUCGGAAAUAGAUGUAGAUAAGAAUGAGAAGAAAUCAGUGGAUAAAGCUAAGACAGAGGAAGGAGAGAUAAUUGAGUUAGCAGUUGCAAACAAUCAGGUAGGAACCAUGCAAUCAAGUAAAAAUGAAAAUCUAGAUGAGAAACAAGACAUUGCUGUUGAACAUGUUUUAAAACCUUGCAUGGAAGAAGGAUUUAUAAAUGACUUAUUAGAGUGUGCUAACAUUGGAAUGAUUGAACAAUGUUUAGCUGUGGAGGUUGUUGAUAAUACAAGUCUUCAUGAAUGUGCUAACUAUACUCAAAGGAAAAGUCAUAAAUCUGAAGUGGCACAGAAUUUAAGUAAUGUUAUAUCGAAGAUAACUGAAGGGAAACUUGGGGCAGAAAAACAUGGUGAACUAAAAGAUGAGAGCAUUGAGGAAGUCUCAGACCAACCUGAAAAAAACAAUCCCGUUGAAAACAAUGCGAGUUCUGAGAGUGGAGAAAUUGAUGAAGAAAUGCAAGAAAAGGAAACAGGUCAGGGAUUUGAGAUUCAUGAAAGACUUGCUGAUGAAGACUGUGAUCUCAUUAUUGAAGAAAGUGAAUGUGUUGAAAUAGUAGAAGAACAAAUGGCGGAAGAAGUAAGAGGUAAAUUGGCCUCAUUAAAUUUCGACUUAUUCAGUGAUAAAAAUGUGACUUCUUCCAGUGGUAAACUUCAUAAGGCUGCUAAGGAAAUGCAAAUGCAUGAAACUGGAUAUGCAAGUGAUAUUCUAGAAAGUCUUGCUGAUGAAGACAUUGAUGAUGUUAAAGAUGAAAGUGAAAGUGUUGAAAUUGUAGAAGAAGAAUUGACAGAAGAAGUUAAAUGUAAAGUGGCUUCAAUCCAUUUUGACUUUUUCAGAGAGUUAUUUGCAGAUAGAAAAGGUUCGGAAUCUGAUGAUACACAAACGGGAAGUACUUUUUGCCUUCACAUUUCUGAAAAUGAAGGUGAGAGUGAGUCAGAUGAUACACAUGAAGGAAUGCAAUAUGCAACUGAAGAAGACAUAGAACAAGAUGUGUGUUUUGAAGAAACAUGUGCAAUGGCAUUUGAAGCACAGGCACCAAAAGUACCGGACGUGCUAGAACUUAAAACUGUUGAUUACAUCAAGGAAAACAAAGAUGAUAUUUUUCAAUCACCUGAUAGUGAAGGAUCUUUGAUUAUCAACGCCGCCUUAUCAGAGGAUGAGGACUUUCAUAGGAUUAUGUCAAGGCCGGAUGACAGUGACUUUGAACCAAUGAACAGCCUUGACCUAGUUCCAGGGUCUGACCUUGAUGAGAGCAUUCACAGUCAAGGUCAUGCAGAGGAAUGGGUUAAUGAUGAAGAUGAACGGGAAGAUGUUCAAAAAAAGACCUUUACCAAAUGGAUAAACUCCCAGCUGUCGAAGUCUGGGCGGCCAACAUUAGCAGACUUGUCAACGGACCUUCGAGAUGGAACUCACCUACUUUCCCUCAUCGAGGUUCUCAGUGGAAUCAGUCAGGUUCGAGAAAAGGGUCGAAUGCGUGUUCACCAUAUCAACAAUGUGAAUCGAGUAUUGGACGUCUUGGAACGGCAGUAUAAUAUUAAGCUUGUGAACAUUAGCAGCAAUGACAUCGUGGACGGGAACCAGAAACUGACGCUAGGUCUUGUUUGGUCCAUUAUUCUACAUUGGCAGGUGAAGGAUGUUAUGAAAGACCUGAUGGACGAUUUGCGCCAAACAAACCUGGAGCGUACAUUACUGGUGUGGUGUCGCCACUCCACUCAAGGGUAUGCUGACGUUGAUGUAAAGAAUUUCACGACAAGUUGGCGAUCUGGUCUCGCCUUUAAUGCCCUUAUUCAUAAAUACAAGCCAGAGUUGUUUAACUAUGAGGCCCUUCUUUCAAAAACAGCGGAAGAAAAGUUGGAGCAUGCUUUCAAUGUGGCGCACGAAAACCUCGGGGUGGAUCCUCUUCUUGAUCCAGAGGAUGUCACUGUGGAGACCCCUGACAAGAAGUCAAUCAUCAUGUACCUGACGUGUCUGUUUAAAGUCCUACCCCACACAGAUAUUCCCACUGACCCAGAUAGGGACAUCUCACUCUCACCCACCACGCCCAUUUCACCGGGCUCAUUUUCAAAAUCGAUGAAUAUUGGGAUACAGGAGUCGAAAACAUCUGGGAUGGCUGCAUCGUUAAGUUCCCCAUCAAGUCGCCAAAGUACUAUGAGUUCUAGCGGCUCUGUCGACCUUCUCUCGUAUCAAGACAGCCUCGAAAAUGUGCUCACAUGGCUGCUUGAAGCAGAAGAGGUCAUUGAAAAACAAAAACCAAUCGGAGAGGAUGUUACAGUAGUGAAGAAACAGUUCUCUGAACAUGAGGAAUUUAUGCUGGAACUAACGAGACACCAAGACAGUAUUGGCGCGGUGUUACGUGACGGAAAUGACCUCAUAGUGGAGGGCAAGGUCAAGGCGGAAGAGGAACAAGAAAUUCGAGUUCAGAUGGGGCUGCUCAAUAAUCGAUGGGAGGAACUGAGAUUGAAGGCGUUAGAACGACAGAGCAAGCUUCAAAUUACCCUGAUGUCGCUACAACAAAAACAGUUAGAUGAACUAGCAACCUGGCUGACCCAGAUGGAAGCUCGGAUCAGUGUCGCUGGGAAGCUUGGUUCAGAUCUCGCACAAGUCAGACGGCAGAUUGAGGACCAUAAAAAACUUCAGGAGGAACUUGAUCAUCAACAGAAGAAGGUCGACAGUCUGCAGAACAUGGUGGUUGUCGUGGACGAUAAUAAUACAGAGUCUGCAUGCGAAGCUAUGGAAACUCAGCUUCAGUCCCUCGGCAAGCGAUGGGCGGCAAUUUGCCACUGGACGGAAGAACAAUGGCUGCUGUUACAACAAGUUCUACUGAAGUGGCAGGCAUUUUCAGACGAUCGGGCGACGUUUGCCGAAUGGUUGUCGGAUCGCGAAGUGUGGAUAGAAAGGAUGCAGAAGGAAGACUUGUCGGAUACAAACGUCGCUGUGAAGCAGGUUCAAGAACUGAAGACCAUUGAGCGUGAUAUGGUGACGCAGGUUCAGAAGUUUGAAGAUUUAUAUGAGACUGGUCAGCAGAUCGUCCUGUGUGUUAAUAAUGAAGAAGCGGUGAAGACGAUAUCGACCGAUCUUGAGAUGUUUCAGGAACGGUGGAAACUACUGGUGGAAAAUAUGGAGAUACAGAGUAAACAGAUUGUUGGUCUUGGGUUGGAGCUAAGUGAAGUUCCUGAAGUAUCGGAAGAAAUGACAGUCAGCUCUGAAGCUCGUUUAGAUGCUUCCACACCAAGCGACACAGGGAUGAAACGCCCUCGGUUAGAAUCACCCGCCAAACGACAGCUAGACUCGGAAAUGGCUGAGCUCAAUGAAUGGUUCGAGAAAAUCGAAUCAGGACUGGAGUUGCUGGCUCAGGACGAGAGCACAGCAGGGGAAGAUUCAUUUACCCCCGAGGAACAGAUGGUCCUGAUUGAGGACAGUGAGAAUGAGAUAAUUAUGCAGACAUCAACUGUUGAAAAUGUCUUAGCCCUCGGAAAAACUGUACAAGAGGAACUUGAAAAGGCUGGUGAGUCGGCAGAUUCCGUUUCAACUACUGUCCAGAAUUUGGAGCGGAGAUGGAACGCAGUAAAAACGCUGCUGACGGGAACGAAAGUCAUCGUUGAGAGCAAUGUGAAUACGAAAAAGUUUUAUGAUGAACUGAAGUCUUUGACAGAGUUAGUUACGACAUAUGAGAAAUGGUUGACCGCCACGGAAAUUAUCGCCGAGGAAACACCUGAUAUAACCAGACAGAUGGAGCAGUGCAAGGUGAAACUGAGAGCGAUGCGUAGUCAGGAAGAACGAAUCCAAAAGUUGUCUUCUCUUGCGAACAGUCUUUCCUCUUCUGAUAACACAAUACGCUACGAUUUCGACACCUUCCAUACCAGGUGGAAAAAAGUCCUUCAAAGAAUAGGCGAACGUCAAGGUCAUCUUUCUGAGGCCCUGGAUCGCAUACCCCCGAGAGCAUACCUGGAGGCUAUGGAGGCCCUGCUCAAGUGGCUUACUAACAACCUCGAUGUGUUACAGUCUGAGAAAUUCACUGUCAACAACCUUCUGACAAUGGAGAAGCAGCUAAAACAGUUUAAUACACUGAAUGAAGAUCUCCAGGAACAAAGAAGCAGCCGCGAUUACUUGACGAAAACUGGAAAUGACCUCAUUAUGAAAGCACCCUCUAGCGUUAAGGCUGCGCAACUGGAAAGUGACCUUAAGACUCUUAAUAAUAAGUGGAACACAGUUUCCAUGGCCAUGGAAACUAGGAUUCAGGAAUUGGAAAGUGCCAUAGAGCAGCUGCGGGAAUAUGAUACUCUUCGGGAUGGUUUUCGAACCUGGAUGACAGAAAUGGACAUUUUUCUGCAUGCCGAAGAUCCGACCAAGGGCGACCUUCCGACUUUAAAAGCUCAGCUGGCUGAGAGUGCAGGCGUGCAGAAUGAUAUCCUUACCCUCCAGAAAAACAUGGACCAGAUUAAUCACUUAUAUAGAGGCUUAUCGAUAAAUAUCGACUCGGCGUUCGAAGCAAAACUUUCGCAAGAGGUUGAAGAGGUUAACACAAACUGGAAUAAGGUGUUAAUGUUAGCAGAGCAGCAGCGUCAACGAUUGAAAGGCUCGUUAGAUUCGAGUCAGGAAGUUUAUCGUGAGAUUAAUAAGAUAAUCGCAUGGCUGGAGCCGUUGAAGGAAGAGAUUUCCAAUAAGGAUUACUCGGUGGAAAGUUUAAAUGAUCUUCAAGUGAAAUAUAAGAAAUUUAAGGGGUUACGAAGCGACAUGUUAGACCGAGAAGGGGAGGUUACUCAACUGACUGACACGGCCAACGAGAUGUUAUCGAAAGCUCCAUCAGGGAGUCUGCAGGAUUUGGCGCGUUCUCUCAUGCGAAUGAACACGUUGUGGUCGCAUACCCUUCAGCGGGUGGAGCAUUACCACAGGCUGUUUUUGUCGUCUGAUCAAACUUGGCGGCAAUUUAAGAAUGCUUUAGAUGAAGAAAGUCGUUACUUGGACAGACUGGAAUCCAAAAUGCGCCGAUCCUCGUUGUCAAGUGCCGAUGUUGAGGAAAUCUCAGAACAUAUGGAUGACAUGGAAUCGUACCUUCGAGAUCAUACAUCCGAGAAUCGAGCUACAAUCGAGGAAUUGAAACAAGAAAUGAUUGUCAACAGUGUAUUGUCCGACCUUGUCAAGUUGGAGUCGGACCAGUAUGUCCGACGCCUGGAAUCCCUUGAAAAACAGGCGCGGGAAACAGUCAGACAGCUAGAAGCGGGAAUCAAUGAAGCCCAAGGUGUUGAGAGACGCUUGUUACAAGUCACACAGUGGAUGUCGGAGGUGGAUACGGAGCUUCAAAACCGUCUGGACGCCGAUGUCCUGGCUGGAGAUGUACCCGACGAGAGUGAGCAAAUGAAGGAAGAGUUUAGCCAACAAGAAGUCACGUUACGCGAGCUAGACGGUCAGGUAGAGGCCUACAGGUCCUCGGGUAGGCUAGAGGCCGGGCAGAGACUGGAUUAUCAGCUACAGAGAAUUAAGCGCCAGAUGACCGAUCUCAACACAAAGUUCCAAAAGUUUCAGCGUCCUGCUGACUUUGAGCCAAAACAAAAUCAUGUGAAAAGAGAACUGAACAAUAUUCAGGACCGGAUUUAUAUGCUAGAAGUUCGGGGAGAGGAUACGGAGAAUUUACAUACUAAACAUGAACUGUGCAUGAAAUUCUACACAACAAUGAGUGAACUCAAGUCAGAGGUGGAAUAUGUGAUUAAGACUGGCCGAGGGAUGGUGGAUAAACAACAGGUCGAUUUCCCCGAUCGAUUAAGCAAACAGCUUGAUGCCCUCAAACAACAGUACAACUCCAUAGGAGCACAGGUGACGGAAGGGAAGACGAAGAUAGAGAAAGCAAUGAAGCUCACAAAGAAGCUGCGUAAAGAGGCGUCUGCGGUACAUGACUUCAUCUCGCGUAGCAACGAAGAACUGGAUACUCGCAUUCAGGCAAACAGUGUGGAGAAUCGACACAAAGACCUGACUUUUGCCAAGGCGACGCUUGAGGAAAUGCUUCGUCGCAAGUCGUUGCUGGCGUCGAUGCGCGAGCUGGUCCGACAGGUGGGCGAGAUAACAGAAGAUGGAGACGUAACAGAAUUGCGCACAAACCUCGACAAUCUUGUCAGGGAGUGGGACGAAUUAUCCUCGAGACUAACUUCCUGGAUUCAGACUUUACAAGCGAGCACACCGAUAAGUCCAGAUGAGAAGUUCCAAGACUUCCAGAAAAAGUGUAUGAAACUGAAGGAAUGGUUAAGCCAAACCGAUGCCGUCAUACAAACACACACGUCUUUGCUGGAAGAACAACAGGCAUCAGAUUUCUGGAUUGCUAAACUGCAGACCUUACAAAAGAAUUGUAACGAGAAAACUAGCGACCUUGAAGAGGUACGAAUGAACGCUCUAGCCAUUAUGGAUGGUAGUGGGAGAUAUUCUGCCAUGGUGGAACCGGAACUGUCACAGAUUAACCAACAAUGGGAUGAACUCACCAAGACGCUUAAGGAGAAGAUCUCGAAAUGCCAAGAAAUAGCUGCUGCAAAACAACAUUCCCCUUCCCCACCACGCAUGGUUGAACACACAGAGGUCAAAGUUGAAGUUUCUAAAAAUACCAUCACCAAGGCAACCUCCCCAGAGGUCAUUUCUCCUAACAAGGUCAAAUCCUUUGAGAAUCAACAAGAUGUUUCUGAGGUCAUUUCACCUUUGAUAUUUUCUGAAGUUCAUUUAGAGGUCAAGGGCACAAGUUCAGCUGGUGCAGUGCAAGAAUCUAAUGACCUAGGAAAUGACCUUCACUCACCUUCACCUACUGUUGUCAUGGAAAUGAACUCAGUGACCUGUGUGUCACCCUUGACCUUUGCAGUAGACAAUGUGGAUGGCUCGCCUUCCAAGUUUCAUUCUAUUUAUGAGAGUACGCUGGAAAUGAUAGAGACUUAUCAACGAGAGCUAGUCAACUAUGGGGAGAUACAACCACAUGAUGUGAAAGGGGAUUUGCAGGAUAAUGCCAAGCAUCUUGACGAGAAUAUUCAAAACAUGAGUGGGAAAGUUGAAAACCUGAUAAGCCAAGGUGAGGUGUUGUCAAGGCAACUUGAAGACGAUGAUCCUUCAGAAAGUCUCCGAAUUCAGGCUGAAGUUGAAACCCUGAAGGAUGUAUGGGAGACAUUGAAAUCACACACGGAACGAAAGCGUAAACUCCUCGUCGUGAUUUUCCCACAGUGGUCCACCUUCGAAAAAACUGCACGAGACCUCGAAAUGAACCUUGAUGCGAUGGAAACCAACAUCAAAGUCGCGAAUAUCAACAAAGAAAUUCAUAAGGAGGCUUUUGAGGAUGAAUUAAAGCGACGCCAGCGUGACCUUGACACACUUCGCACCCAAGGUCAACCCCUUCAGGAACGAGGAGCGGGCGCCAUUGUUGAGCCAGAGGUCAACCGUUUACAACGAAGAUGGCAGGAUGUAAACAACCAGGUUGCUAUGAUACAGUAUCCUCCUGUUCCCAUGGUAACAGACAAUACUCAAAAUCAGGUCACAAGAACUACAUACACAGUCGUGCAAUCCAGCGUGACUAGAGCAAGUUCGCCAAAAUCGACCUCCCAGAUUAAGGUGGAGAUUCGCCGAUUAUCAGAUCAAAUUGCAGACAUUAAUCGACAGUUAACAGGGCCUGAACUUGGAGGCAAGAAUUUCGAUGAGUUUUCAAAGCAAGAAGAUAUUCUUCAAGGCAUUCAGUGGCAUAGGGAAGUACAAAGAAGAUUGGAAGAGGCCAAGGGUGGAAUGGAUCGAUUGGAUCGGGAAAAAGAGGAUGUGUUUGCGCAAUGUGAGGCGGAUGAGAAAAAGCGUGUCCGAACCAUGUUGGAUGACCUUCACUCCUCAUGGCAGGAAAUCAAUGACGCAUACACAGAUAGACAUAGACGAUGGACAAAGGCAGCCGAACAGUGGCGCCAGUACCACAAAGAUGUUGCCGUAGUUACAAAAUGGCUGACAGAAACAGAGAAAAAGUUGGAAGAUCUCAAACUACUAGAUGACACAAAAGUUCUGGAAAAAGCAUACGGGGACAUUGAAUCCAGCCAGAAGAAACGUCAAGACACUGUAAACUCUAUGAACACGGCAGGCAAUGACAUUAUUCGUCAGUCAGCAGCACAAAGCGCGGCAACAUUGCAGGAAAAACUCCAUGAGCUGAAUGCACGUUGGAAACAGGUGUCUACAGAGAUAGCAUUUGGGCAAGAAAAACUUGAGCAGGCAAGUGUACGAACAAGUGAGUUUACGGACGACAUGGAUGAGAUGUUCUUCUGGAUUGACGAGACUGAGAAUAUUCUCGCCACACCCCUCCAGCUCGAUGCCGCCUUUCUUGAGGAUCUGCUGGAAAGAUUCAGGGACAGAGAAGACGACAUCUCGGUUAAGAAACAGAACGUUGCGGCCAUCAAUAAUGCGGGCCGGGCUCUUGGAAGACAAGAUGGAAUGAGCGGGGAGGAUAAGAACAAUAUACAUAAAGACUUGGACAAUCUGAACCAGCGGUGGGCAAAGGUGAUGAACGAAAUCCCUGACAACAUCCACAACGUUGAAAAGCAUUUACAUGAGUUACGAGAAUUCCAGAUGUCGAUUGACGAGACACAGCGAUGGGUGACGGAAACGCGCACGCUACUUCAGGCUAGACAUGCUCAGUCUGCGACUAGCACAGACGAACAAGACUCUAUAAUCAUAGAUCCACAGACGACACAAGAUGCAGUUAGAGCCAAGCAGAUGAAAAUCAGCAACAUAAACGAGACCAGUAAACGUGUAACAGAAGAAUACGAGCUCGCUACACUACCCCCAGCUUUACAAGGAAAGGUAGAUGCACUAAAUGCUGACUGGAGAGUAGUCACAGAACUUGCCGAAAAACUUGAACCAACUCCGGUAGAUUCUUCAAUACAUGAGAUCUUUACACAGGUAAAAGAAGCUCAGACAAAAGCAGCAGUCCCAUUGGCUACUUCCCCCAAAGAUGGGAAAUCUGAUUGGUCGGCUCUCGACCAAUCAGUGGCAGAGUUACGUGAUUGGCUUACUUUGCUGGAGAGGAUGUUAAAGUCUCAGAGAGUGGCUGUUGGAGACAUGGACGAAAUUGAAGAACUGAUUAAAAAAUAUAAGGGCAACUUACAAGAUAUGGAGGAUAAACGUGGAAAACUGGUCGAGAUCUCAGACACCACCACGUGGUUGCAGGUGCUUCCGGCUCGGAGCCCUGAACAGAAAGCUUUCUUAGAAAAAGCUGAUCGUUUGCAAGAGCAAUGGGCGACUACUGAAGUUAGUGUCAAAAAUCGCGAGACAGAGCUAGAAGGCAUGUUGACAGCAUGUGGUACAUUCGAAGAUGCCCAUGCUGACUUUGAACACUGGCUAACAGGCGUAGAGGGUGAAUUGGCAACUGACACAACGGCAAACCUUAACACGCAAAGACUGCGGAAACAGAAUAAGACACUUCAAGCAGAGGUAUCAGAAUGGCAAAUGAAGGCAGAUGCGCUGAAGGACCUGGCGAAUUCUCUCAUCACUCAAUAUUGUGCGGACGACACCAGUCUCAUUAAUAUUCAGCUGGAAAAACUCAUGACUAGGUGGACAGCAGUACUUAACAAGCUAGCAAGUAACAUUCAAGUCGCAGAUAAAAGUCUACAGACAGCGGAGCAAUUUUAUGCCGCACUGGAAGAGUUCAUAGCGUGGAUGGAGGGUGUUGAUAAUAGCUUUAAUCGAUUAGCUGAAGAAACAGCGAAACCUGAUGUAAUCAGUAAUACUGAUCUGUGCAAUCUGUACUUAGAAGAAUUUCGGGACCUCCAGGCCGAGGUCGACAGCCAUCAAGGCGGGUUUGACUCACUGACAGGGGCGGGGCAACAGUUAAGCACCAGAAUGGGUGGGGCUGAUCUACAGCAGCUGCAAAGACGAUUGGAGGAAAUGAACCAACGAUGGCUCGCACUCAUGACCAAGUCCAUGCAGAUAAGAGGUCGCCUGGAGACAAACACUGAGCAAUGGCUGCGUCUUCUACACACUAUCGAGGACCUCCUAGCGUGGAUACUUAAAGCUCAGCAUGAGCUUAAAGCUCAGAGACCUGUUGGGGGAGAUAACUCUUCACUUUUGAAGCAGCUGGAUGUAAAUCAGAAAUUACGAGACCAUUUGAGUGUAAAGCGUUCACUCGUGGAACAGACAUUAACUGCAGGACGUCAGUACCUUCAAGGGGAAGGAGAGGAUAAAAGACUCUCGACGGACAGCGGCGAUAGCGCUGAUACAGAUGAGACGAGUAGUUUGGAGAAAUCACCGGAGCGUGAAGCUCGUCAGCUCGUGAAGAAGAUCCGACGUCAAGUUCGUCUGCUCAACAGGAAGUGGGUGGAGCUAAACCAGUCCUGCAACCAAUGGCAGGCCAUCCUUGAUGAAGUUUCGGAGAAAAUGACAUACUUCCAAGAUGCGCUUGAUGACCUCCAAGAGAGCUUAUCGCGUGCCGAGGCGGAGAAAAAUACCUGGCCCCUCAUUGCAGAUAUUCUUAUUGAAAAUCUGCCGUUUGAAAUUGAGAAAACAAAGACGUACCAGCAAGCAGUGGCUCCUAUUCAAGGGCAGGUGGACAGUGUUAACGAUCACGUUAACGAUUUCGAGGCUGCUAAUGUUGUACUUUCUCACGUAAUCAUUCAUAAACUGGAAGAUUAUAAAACAAGAUGGAAAGAAAUCCAGUUGUCUGCAGAAGAUCGACUAAAGAAUCUACACGAUGCCUUACGAACAUUCGGUCCAAACUCUCAGCAUUUCUUAGCAGCAUCAGUCGAGUCACCAUGGGAACGGUCGGUUGCAGGAAACAAAGUGCCUUACUAUGUGAAUCACAAUUCGGAGACAACUCAUUGGGACCACCCGGAAAUGACCAACCUCAUGGAUGCACUGAAUGACCUCAACAAUGCUCGAUUUGCAGCUUACCGGACGGCUAUGAAACUACGACUGGUGCAGAAGAAACUCUGCUUGGACCUUGUAGACUUGCAAGUUGCCACAGAAGAGUUUGAAAAACAAGGAAUGAAGGGACGUAAUGAUAAACUUCUUGACGUUGUUGAGGUGAUUAACUGCGUAGCUGCGAUGUACGAGGCUUCGGCACGAUCUCAUGAGCAACUCGUCAACGUCCCGCUAUGUGUCGACCUCGUUUUGAACUGGCUCCUCAAUGUUUAUGACGUAACUCGAAGUGGGAAGAUCAGGGUGUUAUCAUUCAAAGUUGGCAUCGUACUCAUGUGUAACGGACAUGUCGACGACAAAUACAAGUUUCUGUUCCGGUUGAUUGCUGACAAGAACGGAUCUACUGACCAGCGAAAAAUGGGGCUGUUGCUUCACGACUGUAUGCAGUUGCCAAGGCAACUAGGUGAAGUGGCAGCAUUUGGUGGAAGCAAUGUUGAACCUAGCGUGCGGAGUUGCUUCGAAAAGGCCAACAGUCGACAGGAAAUCAAUGUGAACCAGUUUUUAGACUGGUUGAGACAAGAGCCCCAAUCUCUCGUCUGGGUUCCCGUCAUGCAUCGAUUGGCAGCGGCUGAACACGCCCGACAUCAGGCAAAGUGCAAUAUAUGUAAAACAAUACCAAUCAUAGGUCUCAGGUACCGUUGUCUACGAUGUUUCAACUUCGACAUGUGCCAGAACUGUUUCUUCUCAGGGCGAAAAGCGAAACAUCACAAGCUCACACAUCCCAUACAAGAGUACUGCACAACUACCUCUUCAGGUGAAGAUAUUCGAGACUUCACAAAGGUCAUGAAAAACAAGCUGAAGUCGAAGCGAAGUUUCCGGAAACAUCCCCGGCUCGGUUAUCUCCCAGUGCAAACUGUCCUAGAAGGCGAUGCUUUAGAAAGCCCCGCCCCAUCCCCACAGCAUAGUAUAUCACAAGACAUGCACUCUCGUCUGGAACUAUAUGCAAACCGUCUAGCCGAGGUGGAACAACAACAGGCUACACAGACGCCUGACGUAGAUGAUGAGCAUCACCUUAUUGCCCAGUACUGCCAGAGCCUCAACGGUGACACCUCACAACAUGCUUUGAAGAGCCCAAUGCAGAUAAUGAUGGCGGUGGACGUUCACCAGAAAUCAGAACUUGAGGCCAUGAUUCAUGACUUGGAAGAAGAAAAUAGGACUUUACAAGCCGAGUAUGAUCGAUUACGAACGCAACAAGAACACAAUAACAAUAAAAGCCAAAUCGAGGACCUUCCAGGAAUCGAUGGCGAGUUUCCAAGUCAUGACGCGGAAAUGCUCGCUGAAGCCAAACUGCUUCGACAGCACAAGGGACGUCUUGAAGCACGGAUGAGAAUUUUGGAAGACCAUAAUCGACAGCUGGAGGGGCAACUACAGAGAUUGCGACAUCUUCUGGAUGUGUCAGGAGAGAAGAGUGUUUCCCUGUCCUCAUCAACCCACGGGUCACUGCCAACAACGCCCAGUUCAUCUCACUCAUCCCUCCCACAGGAAAACCGAGAACCAAUUCCUGGGACAAGAAUUUUUAAUCCUCAAUUGGAGUCGACCCCACAAAUCAACGGGCAUUCUGGAGGUAUCGAAGACACUAGUGGGCCAGUUUUGGGAUCAGACAAUAACCUACCACCUUACAAUCCCGACAGAGCCAGAGGAAGUAACAAUGUUGGGGAACUGUUUAACAGAGCUGGCCAAGUGGGGAAAGCAGUAGGAUCUUUAGUGACAGUGAUGACUGAUGACAAUGAAGAAGAUGAAGACACAAAACACUGACAUCAUCAGUGAUGUCAUCACAUUCGGAGCACAUUUGUGAUGUAGUCAUUUUGAAAAUCCUGCUAUGAUGUCAUUGCUUCUAGGGAAUGAAUCUGUGAUGUUGCUUUUGAGAACCAUUAGAAAAUAACCUUAUUCAUCAUUUUUUUUUGAAAAUCCUGUUGUAAGGUCAUCAAUUUCUGAGAACAUAAUUGUGAUGUCAUCACUUUUUCAUAACACUGCAAUGAUGUCAUCACUUCCUGUUAUCCUUUUGAGAAAACCCUGCUGUGAUGUCAUCACUUUGUGUUAACAUGACUUCGAUGCCAUCAUUUUGAGAGAACAUUGCUGUGAUGUCAUCUCUUUGCAUGAACAUGACUGUGAUGUCAUCAUUUUGAGAAAACCCUGCAGUGAUGUCAUCACUUUGUGAAAACACAGCUGUGAUGUACUCAUUUAGUGAAAGAAAACACCACAAAAACCAUUAUGAUGUUAUCAAUAUCAUUUACUUGUAUGCUUGUGUUUGAUUAGUGACAUCAUAGCUUGUGACGACAGCUCUUUCAAAGGAUGUAUUGAAGCUUGAGUCUAGGAUUUUGUUGAACAUAUAGUCAGUCUUUCUACUAACAUAAAAAAUUGAUGUGUUCAUUUAUAGACACAAACUCCUAAGAAGUGGUAGUACAGAUAUCAGUUUCUCAUGAUGGUAAAUAGUCAAUAUAUUUUACUAUUGUACUAUUACAAUUUAACUAUUCAAAACAAUUUUUAUUUUUUGUCUUGUAAUGAGUAAAUUUUUGCAUUGAAUUCUGGAAACCAGUUAUUUAAGAUUGCUGACAAAAGGUCAGAUUGCAGUCAUUCAUAUUUACGUUCCAAAAUUGAUGUUUUAUGACUAAAGCGAUAAUAACGUUUAAGAAAAAAAAAAUCAGCAGUUUGGCAAGCAGUUGAGUUCUAUUCUAUUCUGAGUUAUCUUAUAUGACUAAAUUGAAGACAUUGCUGUGAAAAUCAGCUGACAGUAUAUAUAAGAAAAACCUCAAUCCAUGAGAGUGCAGCUUUAAAAAAGAAAUUGACUGAUUUAUGUUGAUAGUGAAUGAGAAAGGGACUUUGUGCCUUAUAGGAAAAUUAUGAAAGAAUGGUAGAAAAAAAGGUUGUACAUAGUGGGAAUAUGACAACUCAGUUUUAUAUAUUGGGAAACAUUAUCCUUGUUUGUCCGAAUGAGAAUGGGAGAGGUCUACUUGUUUUGGUGACUGCCUCUCACCCAAGAGGUUGUAGGUUGGAUUCCCGUCACCUGUCCUCUCAAAGAGAAACAGUACUGGAAAUAGUCUCCAUAGUGAUUUAUGUCAGCAUGAAACUGUCUUCACAAUCGAUCAUAAAGAGAUUAGUAUAACCUAUGUCUGAGCAAAUAGGAACCCCAAUGCUUGGAAAUUUGUUUUUAGGUGGAAAAUUGUAAAAAAAAAAGUUUAUUUUCCACACUUCCAUAUUUUUUUUACAUGUUAAUGGUUUGAGUGGAGAAUAUAGAAGUUCAAAACAUAUCUAAGAAACGAUUGCUUGAAAGUUUUUUACAAGUUGAAAAUUUGUGAUGAUUUCUUUGGACACUCAAAUGUCAAAAUUCUAAAAUUAUACCCUUUUUUCUUUGACAAAGCCAUUUUUACUUUUGUAUUACAUGUAUACAUAUGAUAUUGAUAUGAGACCAUUUAACAAGAGUAGAUUGUUCUAUUCUUUUAUGCAUUGCAAUAACAUUUAUUUAAUAGCAUAUGUAAGAGAUUUUAGUUUGAUGUUCUGUGCUUAUCAGCACAGCCAAAAUGAGUUGUGAAAAAAACAUUAACAUAAAGGAUGUAAGGCAAAAAUUGUAUGCAAUUGAAAAAUGUUCAACAUUAUUAUGUUUUAUAUUUUAUUUUAUUGAAUUUUUACUAGUGCGUAAACAUCUUUAUUUCCUAAUUACCCAUGUGUUGUAAAUAGAUGCAUACAGGACUACAAUGGAUAGCCAUUUAUUUAUUGAGGUGCUAUGGUAUAAAUGCAUGUUUUAAAAUUUGAAUAAGUACUUUGAAGCGAGUCUUUAUAGAUAGGCACAAUUUAUUAUAAUGUAUGUAUAGUAAUAAAUUCCCCAUGCCUUCUUAGAAUACUGGUUAAGUUAUAGUAGCUUCCCAAAUGUCAGUUUAAAAAUACUAUGAUAAUAGUAGACUGGCUCCUUAUAAGAUAAUUUAAAGCCAAUUAUAGGAUGUCUAUUUAUUAUUAUAAUCUUUUUAUAGAACUGAUUUUGGAAUUUUAUAUUAGUUUAUUAGCUACUGGAAUUAGCUAGCUUUAUAAUAACAUACAUAUAAUUUAUCAUUUACAUGUAUACAAUCUUGUAUGUAUGAAUUAAUAUAUAUACUUAUGUAGUUCUAUGGUAGUGUGCACAAGGUUUAUAUGUGGAAUUAUACAUGUAUAUUUCAUUUAAUGUGCACAAUGAAUCAGAAUGUAUAAUUAAGAGUCACAUUACUUUAAUGUAUAAUUAAUAGUCACACAUUUGUAUUAAAAAUGCUUUAUCUGAGACUUUAAUAGAUUUUGUUUCAUUUGUAAUUGUCAUUAGUGUUAUCUGAAGACCUUCAAGAUUAAUAAUAAUAUGCUGAUUUUAGGCAUCCAAGAUUAUUGGGUAUUUGACGAUAAGUGCAUAAAGUAAUGGGUAUUUUAACAUAAAUGCAGAAAAGAAGAUAUAUAUAUAUAUAUAUAUAUAUAUAUAUAUAUGUAUAUAUAAAAAUAAUAUGCCUAUUUUAGGCACCUUAGAUUAUUGGGCAUUUUACUAUAAAUGCAAAAAGUUAUUAGGUAUUUUACCAUGCAUACAUAAAGUUAUUAGGUUUGUUACCAUGAAUACAUAAAGUUAUUACGUUUUUUACCAUGAAUAUAUAAAGUUAUUAGGUAUUUUACCAUGAAUACAUAAAGUUAUUACGUUUUUUACCAUGAAUAUAUAAAGUUAUUAGGUAUUUUACCAUGAAAGGAUUAAAUUAUUGGGUAUUUGGGUAAUACCUUAGGUACAUUUUCAUUUUACGUUUUAAAAAUGGAAAAGGUAAUUUGGUAUGUUAUCCUUCUCCUAAUAUUUCCCCUCUUUAUACAUGUAAGCGAGCUGAUAGGAUAUACUUGUUUUAGAAAAAAUGGUUUUGUGUUCAAAUUGUGAUGAUCAUUUGAUUGAAUAAACAUAAAUAAUUCAUGCAAAUAAAUUUAAUAACAA
Messenger RNA from Mya arenaria, 16508 nucleotides. Its product is annotated as dystrophin-like. Gene Ontology annotation, biological process: synaptic signaling. The transcript is spliced from 72 exons. NCBI's taxonomy places the organism in Eukaryota, Metazoa, Mollusca, Bivalvia, Myida, Myidae. Gene Ontology annotation, cellular component: plasma membrane. Gene Ontology annotation, molecular function: protein binding; zinc ion binding. The record is from RefSeq and is a predicted model, not a curated record. Bases 542 to 13342 code for a protein of 4266 amino acids.